Psylliodes chrysocephalus is the source of this 943-nucleotide messenger RNA. Lineage: Eukaryota; Metazoa; Arthropoda; Insecta; Coleoptera; Chrysomelidae. The record is from the annotation of a GenBank genome assembly.
UAGGUAACCUUUUGAACGACGACACACGACACACUAAAUGACGUUUCAGAAACAAUUGACAACAUGUACAGCAAGCGAUCGACAUCGACAACGCUUCUCUCCGCAACACUCGUAAAAUAAAGUGGUAACAAAAUAUUUUAGUGAAAUAUGCGAAAAUACAGCGGUGGGGAGGAAAAGUUAUACAUAAACAGUUUGUGCGUUAGUGGCAACAGUAUAAAACUUCUGAAUCCGAUAAACAAGUGUUAUACCGGCAGCAACAAAAACAUAAAGUUCACGUUGGACGUUGACGAACUAAAAUCGCAGAAAAGCCAUUGUUCGAGAAAAGUUAAUAAAGAACAAAUAGUGAGACAGCCUUUGAAAGUGAACGUAACCGAGUAUAAAAAUUUUCAAGUGUGCAGCAAAGAGUUAAGACAAAUCUACGAAACCGUAAAAGUUCAAGAUUUUGAAAGGAUUCUAAACAACUUUUAUAAAUCCGGCAGUGAUGCAUACAAAGUGACCAACAAAAUAGACGAAAUCCUAGACAAAAUAAACGCCGAUGAUAUUUACGAAGAAUUUUUCGGUACUGCCUCAAGAUUCAAAAGCCAGAAGACUAUUCGUAACGACCGGAGGAUUGAAAAAAGUUCAAAUGAUUGACGUCAAACCUGGAACAGCUCUCUUCGAAUAUAUCAGCAUAAUAAAUUCAUGUUUCCCAGAGGAAAUUGUUCGAUAUUAUUCUCCUGGAUAUCCCGAGACUCUUCUGGAUAAGGUAGAACAAUAUUCACCACAAAUGAUGACUGUACUAAGGGAGACAGACAUGAAUGAAAAUGAAAUGCAAACAGAUAUGGUGAAUUUGGAUGAGCAUACUUCGGACGAGGAUGACGAGAGAAAUAUGCCGCCUUCGUAAUAAAGCUAAACAUUUAAUAAAUAUUUAUAUAUAUUUUUAAUAAAUUACCGUAAAUAUUUU